Molecule: messenger RNA, 2569 nt
Organism: Oncorhynchus gorbuscha (pink salmon)
Lineage: Eukaryota; Metazoa; Chordata; Actinopteri; Salmoniformes; Salmonidae
Gene: tnfrsf1b
Product: tumor necrosis factor receptor superfamily, member 1B
Exons: 8
Coding region: 144-1670 (508 amino acids)
Biological process (GO): positive regulation of oligodendrocyte differentiation; positive regulation of membrane protein ectodomain proteolysis; extrinsic apoptotic signaling pathway
Molecular function (GO): tumor necrosis factor binding; tumor necrosis factor receptor activity
Source: RefSeq, a predicted model, not a curated record
UUUCCUCAGCCAGUCAGCAGUUCAAGGAAACGCGCACUUUUGUUCCAGGUUGUAAUUCGAGUGUUCUUCUGUAGGCUACCUAUACGGUUUCAGUAUGGACUUUUUCGUAAGAUCUUAAAGGGUCAAUAAUAGUUCAAUCAAUCAUGAUACUGAGGACUGUAAGUGGCGUUCUUACAGUUAGGAUUUUUCUAGCAAACAUGGUGUACACUCUGCCAUACACACCAGACUCAGACGGAUCCUGCCGCAACAAAACAGCUGAAUACUAUAACCCAGAUGUAAACCUGUGCUGCAGCAAGUGCACUUCUGGGACACGCCGGAAAGUUCUAUGCAGCUCUACCUCAGACACGGCGUGUGAACCAUGUCCUAGUGGCCAGUACAGCGGGACCUUUAAUUACUUCCCAAAAUGCUUCAGAUGUCCCAAGUGUUCAGCAGACAAAGGCCUGAAGUAUGUCCAGAAGUGCUCCAGCACCACCAAGACCCAGUGUGCGUGCCAGACUGGGAUGUACUGCGUACUGGACCAACACCCGGACUGUAAGGCGUGUGCCAGUUAUACAUACAGCAAGCCUGGUCAUGGGGUCUCUGUAGAAGGUACCACAGCUGGACAGGAGGCUGGGACAGCGGAGUCGGUUGUGGAAUGUGCAUCAUGCCCCAAUGGAACCUUCUCUGACCAGCACUCCAACACCAGGAUCUGUCAGCACCACACAGAUUGUGUGUCUCAGGGGAGGGACGUACUGACUUACGGUACAGCCACCACCGAUGCGGUGUGUGGACCGACGGUAAAUGGACGACUGGUCUCUAUCCUCCAAACCACCACACCUCCAAGCCCACCGACCACAAUGCCAACCUCUGGUAAAGUGCAUACCACAUCAAGUCUACAGAGCAUGGAUAUGUCUACAGUACCAACCACCCUGGGCUCAAAGCUGACAUCUAGUCCCUCUGAUCCACUGGUCAUCGCUCCAAUGGAAGACAAAUCACCAGGCGUCGACCUUUGGAUAGGUAAAUACAGGCAGCUAUAUAGUCCACGUGUCAGAGACCACUCUCGUGGUUUGAACAUUUCUCCACCGCCGUCUCUCGUAUACUUACACCGCUUUGUUGUACCCCCGCUCUUGUAUCUUUCAGUUGCAGGUGCUAUCGGAGGUGUUAUGUUCCUGCUGCUGAUCAUAGGCACUAUCAUUUACAAGAAAGCCUUCACUAAGUUCAGACGUGUAUCUUCUACAGAAGAUAUAAAUGGAAAUUCUGAGAAGGAGGCCAUUAAAUGUCUGCUGGGGAAAGGAGACUGCAGUAAUGUCGGUCAGGCAGAGACCAAGCAGGAUGCUAUUAAGACCUGGUCAGGCUCUGGGUGCUCCAACAGCCUGGAGGGCCUGUCAAUAUGCCCCGUCCAGUCCACCCUUCCACAGCCCAGCAUCCUGGCCAGCACCCCCCAGCCCAGCCCCCAAUCCACCAGCCCUCUGGCAUCUGUCCCCCUAGUUAAUGUCAACAUCACUGUUACCUACCCUGUGAACAUAGGAAAUGAGUUAUGCUCCAGACCUACCAGCACCCAGAUAGACUCACCACAAGCCGACCCCGAGACCCCUUUAUCAAGGGAGGAGGAGGUGUAUGUGAAAAUGCCGCAGCGAGAGAGUUGCAAAGAGGCACUUACGGCAGUACAGGAGUUUGGAAAUUAUGUAUGAGGACUGGAGGCAUAUGGGGGAGGAUCAGGCAAUAGAUUGUGUUUUAGUGAUGUUAUUUUCACUGUGACUGUUGUCUCUGUUAUGGUUGCUACUUGAAGUACUGGUGGUGACUUUGUGUUGGUAGAGAGGGACAGAAUGACUGUUCAUGUGCCUCAGGUAGGAUUUCCCAAACUUUGCACAAUUUGCAUAAGUUAUACCCAGGGAGGGUACCCGAGUUUGGGAAACCCUGGUAUAUACCCUGAUAUAAUGUGCUGUCUGUGCUGAAAAGUCUUGAACACCUGAUUUAGAUAGUCAUUAACUGUUUGAAGAAUUAUUGAUAAGUGAAUGAUGUAUGCAAUUACUGUGAAUGUUGUUGUAAGUAUACUGUAGAUGUGACACGGCUCAAGGUAUCCCGAAAUCUUUUAUCAUAAGUAGGCAAUAACCUUCCCUACACAUGCCAUACUUUUGGGGGAAUUCAUUAUGGCCUGUGCCAUAUGAGAAGAUUUCAUUUGUAUUCUUAUGAGGGAAGAGCGUACCUAUACUUUCCAGAGUAAGGGUUCUUUGUCUCUUUUUGUAAUCAAACUGAAAUGGUAGACUAAAUGAAACUGCUUUGUUUGUUGUUGUUUUUGGCCUACACCUGUUGAACCGUGUGCAGAUCAUGAGUAAUACAUUCUCAACAUCAGCGCAAUAAGAAGUUAAGAAUGAUGGAUGAGACAUUUUUGUAUGAAGGGUAUUGUUUUUCUCUAAUACUAUCACCACCUACUGGUGGAACAAAUAUAUAUAUAUAUAUUUAUUUUUUUACAGUUUAUGCACAUAAUAUGAUUUAGUAUUAUCCAGCAACUAUAUUUGGAUUAUUAGAGUGGCCUACAGUAAAAAAAAAAAUAAUAAUAAAAAAAAGUAAUAAAAAGGUUGAAAAAGUU